Messenger RNA from Bacidia gigantensis, 786 nucleotides. RefSeq lists its product as uncharacterized. The coding region runs from base 1 to 786 and encodes 261 amino acids. Lineage: Eukaryota; Fungi; Ascomycota; Lecanoromycetes; Lecanorales; Ramalinaceae. The record is from RefSeq and is a predicted model, not a curated record. The transcript is spliced from 2 exons.
AUGACCUUAGCCGAUGAUGGCUGGGGUGGGUUUCAUCGCGUUGAACCCGUUCGGAGGCAGAAACCACCGGCAGUGGCGGAAGGUAGUGACGAAUCCAUGUUGAAUGCCACCGAUUCUGGUGAUGACCCAUGGGAGGAUGUAUGCCUGACGACAGACGAGCGCCUCGAUGGCGAGAUGGGGGUAUCGGGUUCCGGACCAUGUGGCCAGAAGGCAACCGACAAAUUUUCCGCAGCAGUACUCAAUGAUCCCGAGAACAUCGUGCCCGACCCCCAAAAGGCUUUGGACAGUCUCAAAACGCAGCCAAAAUGCGGAGCAACAUGUUCCGGACAUAGCAAUCCAUGCACGGGGGACUGUCACUGCAUAGCGGACACGUUAGAAAACCCCAAGGCAUCGAUCUUCAAAAGCAUCUGCACAGACUCCUUCUUCGCCUUCGCCAGUCGUCGGCGCCUCAUGGCCAGCGUUCCCUCUGGUCUCGAAGACGACGCAUUCUACCUCGUAUCAGGCCCAGAACCAGUACCGGACAAUGCAACAGGGUUCCCAGUAGCGCCGCCACCAAGUUUCAAUCGUUUGGGAGACAUUGUGGGAGGAGCCGCGGCUUGUCCUUGCAAUUGCACAUAUAUCUCUAUCGCUUGUUGUACGUCGGAAAAUGGUAUGGUGCAAGAACGUCCUGGGCUGAAGUUGGGCGCUGUGCUGCCGCCCGAUGGUCAAUGCUGCAAUGCAGUCUCAGGUGAGCUGAACGCGGGGGAGUAUGUGGGUAAUGAUACAACUUGUUACGCAACGGCGUGA